CUGCAUUUUCUGUUUGAUUUGUUUAUACUGAAAUUUAUUUGUGCCAGGAUUUUGGUUAUGUGCAAACAACAUCCACUGAGGUUUUGAAGUCUUACAUUUUCAAUGAGCCAAUAGUGAUUGAUGCUGCACGGAUGCCUCCCCUUGGUCCCGCUUCCAUUUUUAUGCAAGGGACCAAACGAAUGCCAGGUACGGCUAUUACAAAGUCCGUGGUUGCUAAUGAACCUGGUGGUAGGAAGAGGGAUGAGAUAUUUGUUGAUGUAAUUGAGAAAAUAAGUGUUACAUUCAAUUCUAGUGGAUUUAUACUUACUAGUGAGAUAGAUGGAACCAUACAAAUGAAGAGUUAUCUUUCUGGUAACCCAGAGAUUCGACUUGCUCUCAACGAGGACCUGAGUAUAGGGACAAGUGAUUAUAGAGGUUCAGGUGCUGUGAUUUUAGAUGAUUGUAACUUCCAUGAGUCUGUACACCUUGAUAAUUUUGAAGUUGAUAGAACUUUGUCAUUGGUACCACCAGAUGGUGAGUUUCCAGUCAUGAAUUAUCGUAUGACUCAACCUUUUAAACCACCAUUUCGUAUUACUGCAUUGAUUGAAGAAACAGGACCCCUGAAGGCUGAAGUGACUAUUAAAGUGCGAGCUGAGUUCAACUCAAGUAUCAAUGCUAGCACUGUUCUUGUACAGAUGCCCCUGCCAUCAUUGACAGCUCGUGUUAAUUUUGAGUUAGAACCUGGAGCAGUUGGACACACCACUGAUUUUAAGGAAACAAAUAGAAGACUAGAAUGGGGCUUGAAAAAGGUUGUUGGUGGAUCUGAACAUACUUUGCGUGCAAAGCUGACGUUUUCGCAGGAAUUACAUGGAAAUAUCAUGAAAGAAGCAGGACCUGUUAGCAUGACUUUCACCAUACCAAUGUACAAUGCUUCAAGGCUUCAGGUUAAGUAUUUGCAAAUAGCGAAGAAAUCAAAAGCGCAUAAUCCUUAUCGCUGGGUUAGAUAUGUAACAGAAGCAAACUCAUACGUUGCCCGGUUGUAAUUGGAAUCUCUGCAAAUCCAAAGUCCGAGUUAAAUUUGGGGGUAUGGCUGCAUAAGACUGUACGAGUCGAAGAUGAUUUACACGAGAUAAUGAAUUACCAGAUGGAACUUGAGUUGAUUACUGGAUAAAUAAAAAUGUACAAGACAAAUUACUAGGAAGGCUGUGAUAGUAAAACUGUGUAACGUUGAGGACAGACCGGUAAAAACUCAAACUUUUUAAAGACUUUAUGUAAUCUCAUUAGUGUUAUGAUGUGGUGAGGCUCCUAAGUCAUGGGGUGGACUAGAGAUAUCGGUUGGAAUGUAUAUGCGCCAUUGAACCUGAGCUGGUUUUGACGAGAAUACGAUUCCGAGCUUUAAGAAACAGUCAAAAAGGAAAAAAGUGAGAUGAAACCGGAAAGUCGUAGGCAGCAUUUAAGGUACCACACACAAAGAGUAAGUGCAAUAGCAAUAUACUUUUUGUUGGGUCGAUGUUCCUUUCUCCUAAAGCAUAUUGAAAAUCACACGAUUCAGUUUCAAAUGCCUUAGAUUUAUAGGAGUGUAUGAUCAAAUCAAGCUCUUACUGCUGGACAGGGCUCAUG
Molecule: messenger RNA, 1599 nt
Organism: Vigna umbellata (rice bean)
Lineage: Eukaryota; Viridiplantae; Streptophyta; Magnoliopsida; Fabales; Fabaceae
Product: AP-4 complex subunit mu-like
Biological process (GO): intracellular protein transport; vesicle-mediated transport
Cellular component (GO): clathrin adaptor complex
Source: RefSeq, a predicted model, not a curated record